UAUAAAGAACAAAGUCUAGUGAUAGAAAACUAAGGUUAUGUAUGAUAUGAAAGCUUUGUGUGUAUGUACAUGGUAAUGUCCUUGAUUUCCUCUCAACAAUUCCGUGUUACUGAGAAUAGAAAAGCAGCAGAGUAAUAAAAGCAUCCAAGCCUCCACUUAGAGAGAGACACAUUUGUUUUCAACACAAAAAGUGGUCAUUACGUAACACAAAGAGAGAAAAAAGAGAGAGAGAAAUUCAAGAUGAAAGAAACAGAGUGUUUUCACUGAAACAUUCACUGCUUCUGAACCAAAAUUCAAUCUUUCUUUCUGGGUUUUCUUCAAAAUUGGAUCUUCACAUGGCCAAGCCUGGGGUGUUGGAUUCUGAUCCGGAGGCGAAGAACAUCACUGAGUUGAAGAAGGAGUUGCAGAGGUUGGUGAGGUCCAUUGUUGAUGAUGAGGAUUGCAGUGCUGAGGCCAUUGAUCAAGCCAAGGAGACCCUUUCUGUUCUCAGGGAUUUGAAGCUGAGGAAGAAAUCUUCACUGUCUUUGAAGCUUCAGAAGACUGUGGUUUUCCCAGAUGAAUUCAAGUGCCCAAUUUCCAAAGAAUUGAUGAAAGAUCCUGUCAUUGUGGCUUCUGGUCAGACAUAUGAUAGACCUUUCAUUCAAAAAUGGCUGAAUGCUGGUAAUCAGACUUGCCCUCAAACCAAUCAAGUCCUCGCACACACACUCCUUAUUCCAAAUCACCUUGUGAGGGAAAUGAUAGAACAAUGGUCUAAAAAGCAAGGGCUUGAAUCACCCAACACUGUUCCUUAUAUUAAUGAGGAAGCCAUCAAAGAAGCUGACAGUGACCAUUUUCUUUGUUUGCUUGAGAAAAUGUCUUCAACACUAUCUGAUCAGAAAGCAGCUGCGAAAGAACUUCGCUUGUUGACAAAGAAGCAUCCUUGUUACCGGGCACUUUUUGCUGAUACUGAAGAUGGCAUCCCCCAAUUGCUUAAACCAAUUUGCGAAAGCAAUUCUCUCGAUAGCGAUCUCCGAGAAGAUGUAAUCACAACACUCCUCAAUAUCUCAAUUCAUGAUAGUAACAAAAAACCAGUAGCUGAAACUCCAAUGGUCAUUCCACUUCUUAUGAAAGCAUUGAGAACCGGAACAAUUGAAACAAGAAGCAAUGCUGCAGCAGCAAUUUUCACUCUGUCAGCUCUUGACUCAAACAAGGAACUGAUCGGAAAAUCUGAUGCCUUGAAGCCGUUAAUUGAGCUUUUGGAAGAAGGGCAUCCCUUAACCAUGAAGGAUGUUUCUUCAGCAAUUUUUUCUAUAUGUCUCAUUCAUGAGAACAGGGCAAGAGCAGUGAAGGAUGGAGCAGUGAGGGUGAUUUUGACAAAGGUAAAGAACCGGAUUCAUGUGGCUGAAUCACUAGCUAUCCUCGCACUGCUUUCAACUCACCACACAGCUGUUCAAGACAUGGGAGAGCUUGGAGCUGUUCCUAGCUUGCUAAGCAUCAUGAGAGAGGGCUCGUGUGAACGCAGCAAGGAGAAUUGUGUAGCAAUCCUUCAAGCUAUUUGUCUCUAUGAUAGAUCUAAGUUGAAAGAAGUAAGGGAUGAAGAGAACAGCCACAGAACAAUCUCUGAACUUGCAAGGACUGGAACAUCAAGAGCCAAGAGGAAAGCUACUGGAAUUCUUGACAGACUGAACAAGAUUGUUAAUAUCACACACACUGCAUAAUGUGGCUUGGUUCCUCUCACAAGCUCACAAGCUACGUUACAUGAUACAUUCUGCACCUUUUACUAGAUCUUCAAAUUGUUGAAAGUUAGUCAGCAAUUAUGUCCCAUCACCAAUUUUGUACAUUCUUGCCUCAACAAAGUCAUUCUCAUGUUCAUCAGUUAGUCUGAAUAAAGUGUAGUCAUCUGCUUUUUGUCUAUAAAUUGUUGAAAACUUCUACAAUGUUCUCCAAGUAUAUUAUAUGAGCUUAAACACUGUAGUAAGGUUGAUCUCA
Lotus japonicus is the source of this 1968-nucleotide messenger RNA. RefSeq names its product U-box domain-containing protein 9. The coding region runs from base 336 to 1697 and encodes 453 amino acids. The record is from RefSeq and is a predicted model, not a curated record. NCBI's taxonomy places the organism in Eukaryota, Viridiplantae, Streptophyta, Magnoliopsida, Fabales, Fabaceae. Gene Ontology annotation, cellular component: cytoplasm; nucleus. Gene Ontology annotation, biological process: protein ubiquitination. The transcript is spliced from 2 exons. Gene Ontology annotation, molecular function: ubiquitin-protein transferase activity; protein binding.